This is a messenger RNA of Tachyglossus aculeatus (Australian echidna), 4197 nucleotides long. RefSeq names its product cytoskeleton associated protein 2 (gene CKAP2). Gene Ontology annotation, biological process: negative regulation of microtubule depolymerization. NCBI's taxonomy places the organism in Eukaryota, Metazoa, Chordata, Mammalia, Monotremata, Tachyglossidae. Gene Ontology annotation, cellular component: microtubule cytoskeleton. Bases 32 to 2122 code for a protein of 696 amino acids. The record is from RefSeq and is a predicted model, not a curated record. The transcript has 9 exons.
UGGGCGUACUGAGCGCCGAGCCGCGGGGGCCAUGAGCGUACUGGACGCCCUGCAGCUGCCCGCCAGUCAGAGGGCUCAGCCCUUCUUCAGAGAGCAAAGAAAACAAAAAAUUGAAGAAUAUCUAUCACGAAGGAAGACCUUCUCUGGCUUAAAUAGGCAGGAAAAGCCGAUAAAAGUCAGCAACAAUAAUUGGAAGGAAAAAACAAGCGAGGACAAAAACCAAGUGACAACGAAGGCUUUGAAACUUAAAACCAAAAUGGAAGAUAAAGAAAAUACUAAGCUGGACAAAAACAGCCAAACCACGGAAAGAAGUGGUGCUCCUUUAAAAGCCACUACUGUUUUGACCAACUCGUCUGUAGCUCUAAGCUCACAAAAUAUUGGGGAUUCCAGUCAGAUUGCUCAGGUGUCCCCGACUGAGGAGAACGACCCCAAAGUUCAACGCAUGUCCUUUAGCCAGGCCUUUCUGAUUAAAAGAAAUCGGAAAGAGGAACAGCUGAUUGCGGAAAAGCUGAAAUCUGAUGUUAACUUGCCAAAGAAACCGGUGCUUGGCUCCUAUCGCGGCAAGGUGGUUCAAUCUAAAAUAAAUUCCUUUCGAAAGCCGCCGCCAGGCAAGGAUGAUCAUUCUCUGACAGGAGCGACGCCUUCAGCCACUGUUUCUAAACCAGCGGUGAGACCUCCCUCCGUCAGCGGGGGUGUCGUCAAAGGUGGAAGAAUCUCAAAUGAGGUUAUUUCCACUCAAUCUGGGAGCACUGCCUCCUUCCAGAUCAGAUCUCUCGUGAGACCUCCUCUUAGAAGCCACCCUGACCCGAUCCCGAAACAAACCGUCCGUAGGGCCUCUGUCCAGGUCACUGACUCCAAAGAGCCUCAUAAAAAAGGGCCUCUCCUGUCAAAUCCAGUUUCAUCUACUGUGAAGAAAGGGCCACCUCCAUCCCAGGUGAAACCAACUCUGUCUAAUGUCAAGAAGCGGCUGCCACCAGGAAAGCCGGCCCUGACGAAUGCCAAGGCCGACUCCUCAGAUGGGCUGGAAAAAAAGGAAGCAGCAUCUGUUGCAUCCGGAGCUCCAGCCCAGCCUGCUCCUUCAACGUUGCGGGCAAAAUCGAUGGGCAUUCGAAGGUCUACUUUCUUGAAAGAAUCAGCAGAAGAGAGGAGAGCUCGCCUGGCUGAAUGGAAAGCUUCCAAGGGAAAAGUGUUAAAAAGACCUCCUAUUUCUAUGCCGCCGGCUCAAUCUGAGCCAAAAGAACAACAGGUGGAGUCAUUCUGGACCACCAUUGUGGAAGAAGAGGAGCAAAAGUUAUUUACUGAAAAAGUUAACAAUUCUUUUGCUGAAUGCCUGAAGUUAAUUAAUGAGGGAUGUCCAAGAGAAGAAGUACUCGACAUACUGGACAAGGUUAUUCAAAAUAUUCCUGAUGCCAGAAAACUGGUCAAGUAUUGGGUAUGUCUCGCACGACUUGAACCGACCACAAAUCCUAUUGAAGAUAUCAUUGCCAUUUAUGAGAAGGCCAUGCUGGCAGGGGCUCAGCCUAUUGAAGAGCUGCGGCACACAGUUAUCGACGUUAUAAAGAAGAAGAACUUUCCGCAGACUGACGUUGGGGAGAAUAUUAGUGCGAUUAAUACAACUGAAGAAGGAAUUAAGGAAGUCGGUGAAGUAGCAAACCAAGGAGACACUGAUGCAAAUCUGAAGUCGGAGGGGGAAGACUUGAAAAUGAAAAAUAAGGGUUCCAGAAAGAGAGUGAGCGUGAAAUGUGAGGAGCAGCAGGAUGAUGAUACUCGAGAAGAUUCCAGUGACGGUUUGAAGACUCCCGAAAAAGCAGCUGACGGAGCUUUCUUAGUUAAAUACAAUGUGUCAACCACACCAUACUUGCAGAGCGUGAAGAAGAAGAUGCAGUUGGAAGAAACGGAUUCCGCAGUGAAAGAUUUGAAGUUCCUCACCCCCGUGAGGCGGUCUCGCCGUCUUCAGGACAAGACCUGUAAACUACCAACCAUGUUAAAGGAUCACUACCCGUGCGUUUCUUCUUUGGAACAACUGGCAGAAUUGGGAGGUGAAACCAAUUGUUUUAUAUACCGGCAAAAUGUCGCGCUGCCCGGAACUGGCACGGAAGCUGAGGAGCCACAGAAAGAAUGAAAGUUUGGCAAGGAACAUCGUUUUUAAGAAAGAAAAAAAAAUCUUGGGAGGUCUGUUGGAUAUGUAUUUUUCAGAAGUAUGUAGAAUUGGCUUAAGUGCUAAUAUCUAGACAUUUUAGGUAUCUGCUUCCAAGUAUGAGACUAGGUGAUUGCAUGGUCACUAAGCAAAACAGCGGCCCUAUUAUGACUUACAACUCCCCUUUCAUUUCAGAUGGACGGGGACUUUGUAGUGCCCAAGGUGUGUGGACAGACUGAUAGUAGUUUGCUGUUUUGCUCAGUUUUCUUUGCAACAAGUGUUGUGGUGAAAUAGUUUAAGCAAGAAGCAUCCUCAUUCAUUAAUUUGGGAAUGGUUUGCUUGAACAGACAGAAUUUCUAAAAUGCAAAACUCAAGUUGGGGGGAAUGAGGCAGAUUAAUCAAAAAGGACAGGGCUAAAGCGUAUAGCAUUUUUAGGACUGGGUUGUUCAUAAAGGAGACUUUUCUCCUAGCCUAAUCUAGCAGCUUUGAGCAGUAACAAGUUCUUUCAGGUAAUAACCUAGGGGAUGUUUCAGUAUACUUGGAAUUUAUUUAAAAAAAAAAAAAAAAAAUCCUAGCAUAACACUACUCUUUAUGCUAAUUUUAACACUAUCGUUUGUACUAGUGAGCCUGUUCCAGCACUUAAUAUUCCCCAAGUUAAUAUGCCGAGAUUUUAAAAAUAUAAAAUUACAUAAAGAUAUUGUAGUACCGUGUUUUUUUUUUUAAGCAGAUGGUCUGUUGUGUUCAGUAAAAUCACUUUCUGAUUAAAAUAUUGAUGACGCCACAACUUCUCAAUUCAAGGAGUUCUAUUUUAGCUCAGACCCAACUAUCCAGCAGGGUUUUUUUCUGAGCAUCCACUUGAUUUUGCAUAGGUUGAUUUCAUAUCCAGAAAGAUUAGUACAUUUGGAUCUGAAGUCUCUGAUGCUGUAGUUUCUUGUGAAUUUCCUAGCCGGUUUUGCAAAUGGGCUGGGCCCAUAAUUUGCAGUCAGGGUGGAAUGUAGUCAAAAACAUUUGAAAGUAUUCAAUGAAUUGUUCAGGUUAGAAGCUAUUAUUUCUACCAGGUUGACUUUCUGUAGGUACAGUUUUUAAUAUAUUGCCACUAGAUGUGCUAUCUUUAUUUUUUUCAUAAUUAUUAUCUUUAGAAAGGCAUGUUUUUUCAGGCCCAAAAGAAAGAGGUGUAGGAACCUCAUUCUCAAAUGGCUUUUCACGUUGGACAUGUGUGAAUUAUCUAGUAGUUUGCCUGAUAUUGGUAGUGAUGAUGAUGAUUAUGGAAUCUCCCAUCGAGAACAACAGUUGAGCCUCGGGCCUGAGAAUCCAGGAACCUGUGCCGUGCAAUUGAUAAUCCUGCUAAUGGCUUGUGCAGAACCACCUGCUCUAUCUUUCUCUCUUCCCUGCCAGUCAUGUUUCCACUAGGGCACAGAGCGCAGCAGGAUUAAUAAGCGACAUGCAACAGAAAUAACUUCUCAGCCUUCAAUUCUUAGUUCAGCAGUAACCUUUUCUGGCCCUGCAGCUUCUAUGUGAACUAAGAAGCUGUCCUUCUUCAACUCCCCACUGUAUAUUUUGGGGAACUGUAAGUAGAACAAUUUUAAAAUAAUGAAAUCCCUAUAGGCUCUGUACUGCAUUUGCUUUAGAAAUCUUCACUGGGCUACUUCAGGAUCAUAAAUCCUUUGGGCAUACAAGUAUUGACUAGUGAAAUUGUAGAAAAGAAACACACUAUUUGGCAAUAGGAAGAAAGUAGAAAAUGCUAGUGAGAGAAGCCAGUAAAUGCCACCUGGCCCAGUUGAGUUUGGGAGUUUGAUUCAUCUUAGAGUCUUUUGUAACCAUCAGCCCAAUUUGGCUGUAAAGCAAGGUGCCCAAAUUUCAUUUUGAGUCACCAGGGAUGGGUUGUCCACUUAGAGGAGGAGCUCUGAGGGAAUGAGGGCAAGAUGGAGGAGAUAAAGAGGGAAACAGGAGGAGGAAAUGGAUUUGAUAGUUCAUAGCGUGUAAAGUCUGUUACGAUAUUAUAAUUGUAGCUGUAAACCAUUAAUCCUCAUUCAGGCGGUUGCUUUUUCAAAUAAACAUAU